Molecule: messenger RNA, 2814 nt
Organism: Mycena indigotica
Lineage: Eukaryota; Fungi; Basidiomycota; Agaricomycetes; Agaricales; Mycenaceae
Exons: 6
Coding region: 1-2814 (937 amino acids)
Cellular component (GO): cell cortex of growing cell tip; actomyosin contractile ring
Molecular function (GO): MAP kinase scaffold activity
Source: RefSeq, a predicted model, not a curated record
AUGAAAUCGACAGGUCGCUCUCGCGCUCCAAGCCCCACGGGCACAACAUUUUCGGGAAUAUCGAACUAUAAGACCGAGUCUUACCGUCCCAUUCGCGACAAGAAUAUCCCUCCUCUCCCCCCCAUCGACUAUCGCGCAGUCUCAGAAAUCCAUUUCAACGAACUCGACCGCUACCUCGCAGCCUACCUCGCGAAGGCUCCCCCAAAUUCUCGAUCAUCCGCCCGCCAAAAACUCACGCGGCUCACCAUCCAGCAAUUCCAUGAACUCUCUACCGAUGUUUACGACGAGCUCAUUCGACGAAAGCAAGAGGAAGAAGUGCCAUUCCUGCCUGUCCGAGAAGAGUUCCAUCCAAAACGGAAUCAAGCCCGGCAGAAGCUUGCGACUCUACCUGUCACUCGCUUCGAGGAUCUUUCGAGCGACGUCUACUUUGAGUUGAGCCGUCGAUAUCCGGAAUUUAAGGAAGAUCCAUCAGGCAACAUCACUCCUGGUUCCAACUACGACGACUACCCAGCCUCGGACUUCCCUAGCAGCCCGCCCCCGCGAGGAAACGGACGAGCUUCGGCCGACCGCCCGUCUGACAGUGGAUAUGGUGGAAGCAGUGUCAGCAGUCGUAGACCCUCUGAAGACCGGAGAAGGCCAAGCGAGGAAUACGGCCGUCGCAGCGCGGACUAUAAUGGUCGAACAAGUGGAGAUGAUAACACCUACACAAGCAGCAUUUCCUCGCGUCGAAAACCAUCAGUCGAUACAACUCGCCGUUCUGAUGAGCGAGAACGGGAAUAUCGUCCAAAAAGAGCUGGCGGCGGAAGUAUUGGUGGCAUGAGCGACAGCAGCAACCUUACUGCCCAACAACAGAGCACAACUGCUGGCAACACAGUCAUCAUACCGAACAAGAGCACUAUUGAAGAAGAAUACAUUGAAGUGCCUUAUGGUCGCGAGGCCCGGGAGAGUGCUGGAUCUACAUUUGACGACCGAGACCGUGGAGACGCAGACCCCGAGCCACCUGACACUGCUAGCGACUACCCUUUCAGUCCACAAAGUCCAGCAGGUGGUCUCAAUGCUCUUGGAGCUCGGUUAUUGAAGGACGACGACGACAAUUACAACAAUUUCGGUCGCUCCAGUGUCGACAGAGAUCGCGGGCGUGGAAAUGAUGAGGAUGUAGAGAAAGUUCGACAAGACUACGAGUACCGAAUUGCGACCAUGCAGUCACAAAUAUCCUCGUUACAACGCGAACGCGACGAUGCGGGCAACCGGCAACGACAAAUGGAAGACAGUGAAGCACGAGUUCAACAAUUGGAGGAUGAAUUGAAUACCGUUGUGCGACGAGCGGAAGAGCAAACAACAGCCAUGCGAGCCCUGCAACGUGAACUGGACGAUCUUCGAGACAAUCGUCAGCGGGAAAAGGACCGAGAAGCCCGACGAGCCCAGGAAGACCAAGACGAAAUCCGGGUUUUGCGCGAACAACUUGAAGAAGAACGGGAAAUGAACCAAGGAGGAGGAGGAGGUGCUGACCCAGAAAGUAUCGAGCAGCUUCGGAACGAUAUGGAGGGUCUGCUUACGGAACUCUCCGACUUGUCGCAUCGAAACGACGAACUUAUGUCUGCCAAGGACUCUGAUUCAAUGACUAUUCGCGAGCUGGAAAGUCAACUCAAGGAGUACAAGCGCAAAUACGAACAGGCAAAGACUGAGCUUCGCAGCUUCAAAGCCACGUCGCAAUUGUUUAUCCAAGCACCCAAGAUGGACCGACCAGACGAUCAAUUCCCUAUUUCUGCAGAGGGUGGUAUUGUGGACAUACACAUCACCGCUUUCCUUUCUGCUAUCGAUACGCUGUUGACCGCUGGCCGGUCAAACGCUCCCUCUCGAGUGUUGUCACCGAUGAAGGCCGUGGUUAAUGCUGUUUCCAGCAUUGUUGACGACGUUCGGGCUUUCGAAGCCAGAUCAUCACGAGACCGCGCUGAUGUCGAUCCUGAUGCGCUUGCAUCUUUGCGAGAACGGGCAGAAGCAACCUUAAGCAAUCUUGUUGCUGCGAGUAAAACUCAUGCAACAAGUGCUGGAAUGUCUCCAGUCAGUUUACUUGACGCAGCAGCCAGUCAUAUUGCUGUUACGGUGACUGAAAUUGCUCGUACGGUUUGUGUCCGAAAAGCAAGCCGUGCAGAACAAGAUGCUUCUUCUUCAACCGCAUCGCCAUCCCCGGCGGUCAAUGGCUUUUCGCCUUCUUUGCGUUCCGUCGAGGAAUCCAAACCAAUACCGUCAAGUAUGGGCCACCAACGCAAACCGAGCGCAGCCCCGUCAAACAGCUCCGCUCGCAGCAUGGGUGCCAGUCGUUUACGGAGCCCCACAUCUCCUGCCUCUCCUUAUGAUCCUCGCAGACGACCACCAUCAGAUAACUCGAGCUCUGAGAAAACCAACUCUCCCCCGCCAAUCUUCGACCAGCCAACGAACGAGUCUGCGGUAGCGGAAGCUGAAGAUGCCUGGGCGGAGCUCAAGCCAUACCUCGAAGCUCAGACCGAGUCGAUUGUGUAUGCUAUUCAGAGCGUGCUGUCAGGAGUCCGAAGCCCAACGCCCUCCCCGACUCUGAACGAGAACCUGACUCAAAUCAUCACAAUCGUUUCCAGCAUUGUUGCCGUAUGCAACGACAAUUUGCCCCCAGCAACAGCAUCGCAGGGCAACGACAUUUUGCGCGAACUCAGUGAUCAUGCCAACCGCCUGAGUGAAGUGCAGGCACAACCAGAAGUCACGAAAGAGUCGCGACAGGUCAUGGCCAAGUCGAGCUUUGCGAUCGCCAACGCUAUGAAGGGUUUAAUGAAGCUACAAUAG